This is a messenger RNA of Numida meleagris (helmeted guineafowl), 1020 nucleotides long. It is a transcript of the gene TRIM45, whose product is annotated as tripartite motif containing 45. Lineage: Eukaryota; Metazoa; Chordata; Aves; Galliformes; Numididae. The transcript has 5 exons. Bases 1 to 918 code for a protein of 305 amino acids. The record is from RefSeq and is a predicted model, not a curated record.
AUGGCUCAUGGGGGAGAAGAGCAAGUGGAGCCUGCAGAACCACUGCUUGAACUGGUACGUCUGAGAAGUUCUCAGCGUGUCGAUGGUGGCACGUGUAAUGAUGAGGGAGGCGAUGACUGCAAGAGGCCGCAGAUGUGGAGAAGCACAGGGCUGCACUUGCAGAAGGCCCAGCUGCAGCAGCUGUUGGUGGACAUGAAGGCAGGCGUGGAGUUCACGGAGCGCUUGCUGACGAGUGGCUCAGACCUGGCGAUCCUUGUCACCAAAGGGGUGGUGGCAAGCCGGCUGGCAAAGCUGAACAGUGCUGUUUUCAGCACCCACCCCAGUGUGGAUGACAGCAUUCAGUUCUCUCCCCAGGAGAGGGCAGGGCAAUGCCAUGGCUAUGAAGUUUUUGGGGCCGAUAUCCGCAAAGCUGUUGAUCCAGCCAAAUGUAGCCUGCACGGUGAAGAUCUCCGCAGUGCCCGUCAGAAUGAGCUGACAGGCUUUACCCUGCUCUGCAGUGACACCACGGGGGAGCACACGGGGAGAGGAGGAGAGGCCGUGACAGUCACCAUCACCCACAAGGACAAGAAGGACUGGUGGGCGCAACAUCUGGUAGCAUACACUGCAGCAGCUUCUCUGCUUGCUUGUCCUCUGCAGGGCUCUCCAUUUGUUGUGAUGGUGAAAAACAAGUUCCGCAAGCACCAAGGCGUGUUUCACUGCUGCACGUUUUGCUCAAGUGGAGGGCAGAAAGCUGCUCGCUGUGCCUGUGGGGGGACCAUGCCAGGUGGGUACCAAGGCUGUGGCUGUGGACACAAAGGUCACCCUGGCUGUCCCCAUUGGUCAUGCUGUGGACAAGUCAAAAUGAGCUCAGAAUGUCUGAGUAGAUUAUUGCCCAGCGACAGCUCACAGAAGAGUUUGCUCAGGACAGUAGCACUCUGAGCAGCCAGGUGAGCCUCUGUGAGCUCAGGGCCCUCCUGCUGGCUGCUGAAUGAACACAUGCCACGAGGAUCCCCGCAACUGCUGAAGAGCCAUGUUGCCAGA